This is a messenger RNA of Bombina bombina (fire-bellied toad), 3786 nucleotides long. RefSeq names its product tetratricopeptide repeat protein 41-like. Gene Ontology annotation, molecular function: protein binding. The transcript is spliced from 16 exons. Gene Ontology annotation, cellular component: Cul4-RING E3 ubiquitin ligase complex. The coding region runs from base 1 to 3054 and encodes 1017 amino acids. The record is from RefSeq and is a predicted model, not a curated record. Lineage: Eukaryota; Metazoa; Chordata; Amphibia; Anura; Bombinatoridae.
AUGGCUUUAAAAGAACGCUUCCCAUGCGGUUAUGGAGUCUGCGACUCAGUGUCAUCAUCAGCACUCAAGUCCAUUUUUUUGUUGAAUGGCGAACGAGGUUGUGGAAAGUCAACACUUGUUGCUGAAUGGCUGAGGAUAUUUAGAGCAAAUAAUCCAGAGGUUAUGGUGGUCUCCUACUUUGUUGGAAGCAGUGGGCGGAGCAGUGACAUUAUGACUUUCAUGCGAUAUUGCAUCACAGAGCUCCAGGGAAGAUACUUUGGUAUCCAAAAUGAAGAUUUUUAUUCUCAUGAUAAUAUUUGUGACAUGUGGUCCUUUCCUCUUGUGGUAGAGGCUUUCGUAGCAUCACUUACCUUAAAACCAUGUGUUCUUCUUCUGGACGGUGCUGAGGAGCUAUCUGCAAUUCAUGGAUUACCUUCUGAGCAAGCAAAAGGUUUUACGUGGCUUCCUAGCAAUUUGCCUAAUCACUGCAAAAUUAUUCUGACAACUACUGCCUCCCACCUGUCAUACAAAUAUAUUAAGGAGCGUUGUGAUGUCCACAUUGCAGAUAUUUUGAAGAUAUCGGAUGAAAGCACCCGGUUAAGCAUUUUUCAGAAACAGUUACCAACGUCAGACAGAUUUAUUCCCACUGAGCAGCUGAAAGAGAUUCUAAACCACAAAAGAAAAGUAUCCCCUCUGCAACUUGCAGUUCUUGCAAGCGAACUUAGCUCGUGUGGAAUUUAUACAAACAAAUUAGAUUGUUUAGAAAACUACCUGGAUACUCUCUCAAUGGAGCAACUUUGGUCCCUGGUAAUUCAGCGUUGGGCUGUAGACUACAGCUGGGCAUGUGAAAGGAAGGAGAAAAAGAAAAAUAGGUCUUCUAUUACUGAAUUACACGGUACAGUGAUGGAAGGCUGGGUAGUAGAUGUCUUAUGUUUACUUUGUAUUUCCCGUUGUGGACUCAGUGAUCAUGAUAUUCUUCAACUUCUGAAACUAAUGGGAUACCGACAGCAUUUGGAAGUCACUCCCUUACACUGGGCUUCCUUUCGUGCUGCAACAUCUAAAUGGAUUCAAGAGAAACCUGAUGGAUUAUUGCACAUUUGCCAUCGAUAUAUUCGUGAUGUUAUUGAGCACUUGCUGCUUGGCGCUGUUAUACCUAUCAAUGAGAGCCUGGACAAUUCAAUAAAUAAAUCUAUAAGCCGUAAACGAAAAAGAAUCCAUCAGCUUCUCAUUAAAUAUUUUCUGCAACUGGAUUUUUCAAGAAGAGUGUAUGAAGAGCUCCCCUGGCAUCUGGUGAUGAUUGGCAACACGGAUGAAUUGCAUAGAUUUCUAUCAGACACUAGAACUGUGGAUUUAAUAUCUAGAAAUAUGUCAUAUGGAUGCCAGAUGAAAAUGGAGCUCAUACACUACUGGCAGAUUCUGUCAUCAUCUGGAAAAGAACCUGCAGCGGAAUAUCAGAUGACUACCAGCGAAAUCACAGAGGGUGGCAAUAAUCUAUACAGAAUAUUGUUCUUUGUUGCACAAUGCCUUAAAGAUUUUGGCAAAAUAAAAGAAGCAGAAAACGUCUUCUUGUCAAUAGAAUCUCACCUGAUAACAAGCAUGUAUGAAAAGUCUAAAAUGGAAGUACUUUUGUGGACACAGAAAUAUCUUGGAGACUUGUGCUGUGAAGUUGGGUCAUUGCAAGAUGCAUAUAUGUACUAUAAGAAGGCACUUGCAAAUCUUCAAAGUUUGGGACCGGGAGAUUUAGAAAAUAAGAAGUUAUUAAAGUUCAAAGGUCCCUGUCAGAAGUCGGCUGAAUCUGUCAUACCUGAGGAACUGUUCUCUGCCCUGCAGCUGGAUCCACAGGCAACUAAGGAUAUACGAAAAUCCUCUUCUCUAUUCGUUGUUGUCUCUGGCAGGUUAAUGUGUCAUUUAGCGGUUUUGGAUGCCAGAAUGUUCCCUGGGCAGAGCAACAAGAUGCUUGAAGAUACUAUCAGACAUUAUGAGUUAUUUCAGCCUACUCCUUAUGAACAAGCUACAAUAAAACUUGCUCAAGGUCUUAACAAAUUUUCUGAUGGCGAUUUUUCUAAGGCAGAAAAAUAUUUUUCUGAAUGUUUAGAUAUCAGGUGCAAGCUGUAUGGCAAGAAGCAUAUACUCUGCGGAGAGGUCCAAGAAUGUCUUGCGGAUUUAGAAAACCAAAAACGGAAUAACCAAUAUUCCCACAGGAUACGAGCGCUCAACUAUUACACAGCGGUUAUAGAAAUAAAAGUGGCAUUUGAAGCUUUGACAAAAUCUGUGUCUGCCAAACAGAAUCUCCAAUUAAGCCUAAGCAAUACUUUACUUAAAGCAGGUAAACUAUUAAAUCAGACUGAUUUUGGAGGAAGUAAGGAAGCCAUUGGGCUACUUCAAAGAUCACUGGAUCUCAGAACAAGUGUUGUAGGUCAUGAUCAUCAUUUGAGUCUUGAAGUCCAAAGCAUUCUCAAAGAGGUGAAAAGUGCAUCUCCCAUUAAUAAAGAACAUUUUGGAUAUCAACAAUUCAACAGUAUUCAGAGGCCAAAAAGUGUACAGCAUUACAAAAGAUUUGAUAAUUUUCUAUCAAUAAUAAACAAUCAUGACACAACAUUAAACAAAGCUCCUGCCCUCAAUAACAUAAAUUCCCUAAAUCAGACUGAUGGUGCCAAAGACUUUUUAUCACAGUGCAGCAUAAAUCAAGAACAUUCUAUGCAAACAUUGCUAAGCACAAGGAACAUUAUGUGUGUUCAUGGAAAAUCUUCACUACUGUACAAGGAAGAGAAGAAAAAUCCACAAAAAGCUGAAACUAUCCCAGUAUCUCAGGCAUUAACAUUAAGUGGAAGGAAACCUACUUCUGAGAGAAUUGCCAUUGUUUUUCGACCUGCAAGUGUCUAUUCUGCAUCAAUGACAGGUCCUCUAAGUACCAUUGCAUCUUUAGCUCCACUUAAUAGGCCAAAGUCCAGUUCUGACAUAGAUAAAUUCAUCCACAAAGCUGCGUGGUACCAUGUUCCUGGGCGAUACACAACUCUUGAUGUAUCGUUUCCACCUAAAAGAAAUCAGCUACGUAAUAAGGCAAAAAUGAUCUAAUAUAGGAAUUUUGUUUUGACACGUUAUUAUCAUUUUCUUGGUUUUCAAAGUUUUAGGCGGGCCUCCUCAGAGGGGUGUAAGACAAUAUAAGGGAAGGGGUGGGAGCAGUUACACUUUGCACUAUCCUAUGGAAACUACAACCAACAGCUGACUUUGGCAAAACAUGGAACAUUUUUUAAGAGCCAACAAUGCACUUGCCAUGUAGAGUGGAAUAAAGAAAAGGGUGGGAUGUAGGUGGAAGAAAGGCACUGAGAUCAAAAUCGCUCAGUGAAAGCAUUGCAUUUGUUGUCUUGAUCUGUAAUAUGCUUUUAACACAUGAGAGCUGUGUGAGAACCCUGGGUCAAAUGUAAAUUCCCCAAAUUAAAAAUAAAUUCCACAAUGUUCUUUAAAGAGAAAAAAAGUAACAUCUUUUAUAUGAGGGGCGCUGUCUUGUACAUUUCGUCAGAGGAGAAGCUCACUACUAAAACUUUGUACUUUGGUUCUGAACUAACAAAUAUAUCAACCAGAUGGUUUGCUGACAUAUUUAAAACAUUUGUAGAAUGAUUUUUGUUUAUGAACCCCAAAAUAUGAUUUUGUUUAUUAAAUGUGUACAACUCUUGACUAUGUAAAGACUUUACUAUAUUAAUGAGCAUCUGUUUAAAAGAAGAGCUCAAUUUAGAAAUUAUUUGUUAUUAAUGGUCCUACUUAUAUCAAUUAUGUUGUGAUGAAACUACGAGAGGCUUUUAUGCCCAG